UUAUAUAUAUUAAUUUAUUUUCAAAAAAUGAUUACUUAAUGGACACACAAUAGUUCAAUGAAAUUGAUAUCAAAAAAGUUAUUUUAUAUGAUUACGAGAAUAUAAUUGUGCCGAAAAUGCCUUAUGUUUAGCUAUUGGUGUGAAUGAUGGCAACGGAUGACAACCCGCGUGAAGACAUUUUAUACCCGACCGAUGAGUUCCUCUUUGAGGCCCACAUCUCAAGUCUCGAUGAGUACCGCAAACUGUAUGUGAAGUCCAUCGAAGAUCCCGAAGCCUUUUGGAUGGAUAUCGCGAAUGAGUUCUAUUGGAAGCGAUCGCCAAACAAACCAUUGGUUUCCUAUAACUUCGACGCAUCCAAAGGACCCAUUCGUGUGAAAUGGUUGGACAGCGCCCUCACCAACAUGUGCUAUAACGUGUUGGACAGGGUUGUCGACAAGGGACUGGGCGAUCGAGUUGCCUAUUACUGGGAAUCAAAUGAUGACAAUUCGCACCGAAUAGUCACUUACAAUGGUUUACUGCGAGAUGUCUGUAGGUUCGCGAAUGCACUCAAGAGUUUGGGCGUCAAAAAGGGGGACAGAGUUGCCGUCUAUAUGUCGGUCUCCAUAGAGCUGGUGGUUGUCAUGCUGUCCUGCGCCCGGAUCGGUGCCAUUCACACCGUUAUUUUCGCCGGAUUUUCGGCCCCAGCACUGGCCGACCGUAUAAUGGAUGCCAAUUGUAUACUAUUAGUGACGGCCGACGGCGCCUACAGAGCCAACAAAUUCAUACCAUUGAAGUCUAUCGCGGAUUCAGCCCUAGAAAUAUGCAAAAGAAUGAACCAUAAAGUGAUAGCUACUAUCGUGAGCCCACACCUAAAACUGUACACCGCUCACGGUAUGGACAAUAAUGCGACCAUUAAUUACGACCCAAAAGUGGAUAUACUGUGGAACGACAUUAUGAAAAAUGUGUCCGAUUCGUGUGAACCCGAGUGGAUGGAGGCUGAGGACACACUUUUCAUACUAUACACGAGUGGAAGUACUGGAAAGCCUAAAGGGAUCGUACAUACGAUCGGCGGUUAUUUACUCUACGCAUACAUAACAUUCAAAUACGUAUUCAAUUACACGGACGGAGACGUG
Oppiella nova is the source of this 1112-nucleotide messenger RNA. The record is from the annotation of a GenBank genome assembly. Lineage: Eukaryota; Metazoa; Arthropoda; Arachnida; Sarcoptiformes; Oppiidae.